AUGGAAAUAAACAGCUCUGGGGCAGACUUCAUCCUUCUGGGAUUUUCCAGUCGACCCCAAUUGGAGCACGUUAUUUCUGUCAUUGUCUUCAUCUUCUAUAUUGUGACAUUGGUAGGAAACACAACUAUUAUUCUAGUGUCCUACCUGGACUCUCAACUCCAUACUCCCAUGUAUUUCUUCUUAUCUAAUUUGUCUUUUGUGGACCUCUGUUAUACUACUAGCAUUGUUCCACAGAUGCUGGUAAAUCUAUGGGGUUCAAAGAAGUCUAUCACAUAUGGAGGGUGUGCGCUCCAGUUCUUCUUUGCCCUGGACCUAGGAGCCACAGAAUGUCUCCUCUUGGCUGUGAUGGCCUAUGACCGCUAUGCUGCCGUCUGUCAACCUCUUCACUACACAGUAAUAAUGCAUCCUGUUCUUUGCCAGAAGAUGGUGCUGUCAGCCUGGCUGGGUGGUCUUGGCAGUGCCUUAAUUCUUUGUUCCUUGACUUUGAAGUUGCCAAGGUGUGGGCACCGGGAAGUGGAUAAUUUUUUCUGUGAAAUGCCAGCAUUGAUCAAGAUGGCUUGUGUCUAUUCCAGAGUAAUUGAGAUUGUUGUAUUUACUCUUGGAGUUAUAUUUCUUUUAGUACCUCUAUCACUAAUCCUCAUCUCCUAUGGGGUUAUUACUCAGGCUGUGAUGAAGAUCAGGUCAGCAACAAGGUGGAGAAAGGUCCUUAAUACAUGUGGUUCCCACCUCACAGUCGUAACCCUGUUUUAUGGAACACUCAUAUAUAUGUACAUGAAGCCACAGAAUGCCAUAUCCCAUGAGGAAGGACAGUUUUUUACUCUUUUUUACACCAUUAUCACCCCCAGCCUUAACCCUUUGAUCUACACCUUAAGAAAUAAAGAUGUAAAGAGUGCAGUGAAGAGAAUUCUAGGAAUAGACAAACAUUCUGCCAAAGUGUGAGGCCAAUAAAAAAAAUUCAGCCACAUCAUGGAGAGUUAAAGAAAUAAUAGCUCUUGUCAUGGACAGCUUAAUCCGUCAAUUCAAGAUCAUCUCCCUGGCAUUCACUUAGUAGCUAGAAUUCCUUAGGCAUAAUGUUAAUUUUCACCAGGUUUAAGUUCAUGAUCAUGGAUGCAGUGUGACCAGCUGCUUCAUGUUCCUGCUAUGAUGGAGGGUAUGCAUUAAAACUGGGAACCAUAGUAAAGCCUUCCUUUUAUCAGUGCAAUAAGAAAAGCAAUUAUUAUGAAGAGAUAAGGAGGGAAGAGAGAGAGAGAGAGACAGAGAGAGACAGAGACAGAGAGACAGAGAGACAGAAACAGAGACAGGCGUCACAUCUGUCUCCUCCCUAUCUAGAGGUAGUCUUUUGUCCCUGUGGGACAAAAACUCCUUACCCUUUCCCUUGUUCCCCCCUCUCUCAACCCUGUCUCCUUUUUCACUGCAUCCUAGCCCAUCCUAACACAGAUCCCCCCUUUUUCUCUUCCUAAGAAUGACACCUGAAAGGUCAUUGCUGCUGUGUUUCUGCCUGAGUAAGAAAGCAGCCACUUUAACUUUUCUUCUCUGCUUAAUAAAGAAUCUCUCUGU
This is a messenger RNA of Mesocricetus auratus (golden hamster), 1557 nucleotides long. Its product is annotated as putative olfactory receptor 2W6. Gene Ontology annotation, cellular component: membrane. Gene Ontology annotation, molecular function: olfactory receptor activity; G protein-coupled receptor activity. NCBI's taxonomy places the organism in Eukaryota, Metazoa, Chordata, Mammalia, Rodentia, Cricetidae. The coding region runs from base 1 to 939 and encodes 312 amino acids. The record is from RefSeq and is a predicted model, not a curated record. The transcript has a single exon. Gene Ontology annotation, biological process: G protein-coupled receptor signaling pathway.